Molecule: messenger RNA, 1873 nt
Organism: Candoia aspera
Lineage: Eukaryota; Metazoa; Chordata; Lepidosauria; Squamata; Candoiidae
Gene: CDK9
Product: cyclin dependent kinase 9
Exons: 7
Coding region: 87-1205 (372 amino acids)
Biological process (GO): positive regulation of transcription elongation by RNA polymerase II; protein phosphorylation
Cellular component (GO): nucleus; cyclin/CDK positive transcription elongation factor complex
Molecular function (GO): ATP binding; RNA polymerase II CTD heptapeptide repeat kinase activity; cyclin binding
Source: RefSeq, a predicted model, not a curated record
GCGGAAGCUCGGCCGGAAGUGUCCCUGCGCGCUCGGGGGAAGGAGGCCGCCGGCAGCCCGAGGAGGCCGGGGGCGCCGGCUCCGCCAUGGCCAAGCAGUACGACGCGGCCGAGUGCCCCUACUGCGACGAGGUGUCCAAGUACGAGAAGCUGGCCAAGAUCGGGCAGGGCACCUUCGGGGAGGUCUUCAAAGCAAAGCAUCGCCAGACGGGCAAAAAAGUUGCGCUGAAAAAAGUGUUGAUGGAGAACGAAAAAGAAGGGUUUCCAAUCACAGCUUUACGGGAGAUUAAAAUCCUGCAGUUGCUCAAGCAUGAAAAUGUGGUCAAUCUCAUUGAAAUUUGCCGGACUAAAGCCUCUCCCUAUAACCGCUGCAAGGGCAGCAUCUAUCUGGUCUUUGACUUCUGCGAACACGACUUGGCAGGCCUGCUCAGCAACGCCCACGUCAAGUUCACGCUGUCGGAGAUCAAGAAAGUGAUGCAGAUGCUCUUGAAUGGCCUUUACUACAUCCACCGGAAUAAGAUCCUGCACAGAGAUAUGAAAGCCGCCAAUGUGCUCAUCACACGGGACGGUGUCUUGAAGUUGGCCGAUUUUGGCUUGGCCCGAGCUUUUAGCCUGGCCAAGAACAGCCAGCCAAACCGCUACACGAACCGGGUGGUAACGCUGUGGUACCGUCCCCCAGAGCUGCUUUUGGGGGAACGAGAUUACGGGCCACCCAUCGAUCUCUGGGGCGCGGGCUGCAUCAUGGCGGAGAUGUGGACUCGGAGCCCCAUUAUGCAAGGGAACACGGAGCAGCACCAACUCACGCUGAUCAGCCAGCUCUGUGGGUCCAUCACCCCCGAGGUCUGGCCAAAUGUGGAUAAGUACGAACUCUACCAGAAGUUGGACCUCCCCAAGGGCCAGAAGCGCAAAGUGAAAGAGAGGCUGAAGGCCUACGUCAAGGACCCGUACGCCUUGGACCUCAUCGACAAGCUGCUGGUGCUGGAUCCAGCCCAGCGGAUAGACAGUGACGACGCCCUGAACCACGAUUUCUUCUGGUCAGACCCCAUGCCUUCCGACCUCAAGAACAUGCUGUCCACCCACAACCAGUCCAUGUUCGAGUACUUGGCUCCGCCCAGGAGGAGGGGCGGGCACAUGCCCCAGCAGCCGGGCAACCAGGGCAGGAAUCCGGCGGCCACCAAUCAGACUGAGUUCGACAGGGUCUUCUGAGUGCCGCAGGUCAAGAAGAUGGGUCUUUUAAUGCAUUGUGGUUUCUUAGAUUUUUUUUUUCUUUCCUUAAUGGAACAAUGGAAUAGUUGAAUUUGGAUGAUUGGAGGAAAGCGGUGGCCCGGUUUGGCAGCUAAUACACAGAAAGUGUUCGAGGGCCUCUGUUGAACUUGGAGCAGUUGCAGAGAGCGCGUGGCCUGCCUUUUCGGAAACGCUUUGUUUAGCUCCUGGUCUUGGAGAGCUUUGUUGGUGCAGCGUGGCUGGUGAUCACCAGCUGCUGUAAAUUUAAUCCUUGGCUGUCCCCCUUGCUGCAGGGAGACGAGGCGUGGCAGAAUAAGGGAUGCGUGAGCGGGCAUCCGAUAAAAAGUAUGGGUAGGCAAGAACUUGGAUUCUUGGUCCCUGGCAACGUCCCUCCCGUGCCCCAGAUUUGGCUGGGCAGGGGGGUGACAGCCCACAUGUUCCCAGUGUUUGUCUUCAGGGCUGUUCCUUAAACUGUUGCAGCAUGGCAACCUCCUCUUUUUCUAUCCCACAAUUUUAUUUUGCCUUUUUAAAAGAAAAAGAAAAUCCUGUUUCCUGGGGUAGUAAAAUCCAACAUUCCGAGGUGGUGUUCUUAUUCUCUUUAGCUUAGCUCUGGCUGAGGAUGUGGCAGGAGUUAAGUUAAUUGAAGAAGA